Molecule: messenger RNA, 1095 nt
Organism: Leishmania major strain Friedlin
Lineage: Eukaryota; Euglenozoa; Kinetoplastea; Trypanosomatida; Trypanosomatidae
Exons: 1
Coding region: 1-1095 (364 amino acids)
Molecular function (GO): metal ion binding
Source: RefSeq, a predicted model, not a curated record
AUGGAGGCCGGCGGGGAUGAUCUCUUCGUCAUCAAUGACGUCGAGGCAGAUCAGAUGGAAGAGGUGCGGGAUGCACGGCCGGUAGAGCAGGCGCAGGAGACGGAGGCUGACGUCAUGGAGAGCGUCAAGGGUCUCGUGCCGCUGUGCGUGCAGCACGCGCAGGGCCCGCAGCUCAGCAGUGCCACGUUCGGCUACGACAUCGCGCUGAUGGCGAAGCGGCCGUGGGCCGAGCCUGGCGCGAAGCUGAGCGACUACUUCAACUAUGGCUUCAACGAACAGAGCUGGCGCGUGUACUGUGCUAUGCAGGAGAAGGGCGAAGAGUCACUGCUGGCCAACGCCACAGCAGUGUUGCAGAAGUUGGAGCUGGCGGCUCGCCCAGGCGCUGGUGCGGCGGCGGAGGAGGCAGGAGCUGGUGGCCAUCUCGCGCAUGACGAGCCGCCCAUGAUGAUGGUUGGUGGCAUUAUGGACGGUUAUAGUGACGGUGGACCUUACGGCGGCGGUCACGGCAUGUACGGCGGCCAGGAGGGCCCAGGACGAGGUGGCGGCUACGGGCGGCCCUACCAGCCUCGCGAGUUCCACCCGCACGGCGGCGGCGGCGGCUUCGAGCGGCUUCACAACGCCAACUACAAAACGCGACUGUGCAAGGGCUUUGCCGAAGGGCACUGCAACCGCGGCAAUCAGUGCAAUUUCGCCCACGGAGUCGGUGAGCUGCGGCAGCCUGGCGGAGGAGAGCCCAUACCGCCGCCGCCGCAGCAGCAGCAGCAUAUGCCUCAGCAGCUCCCGCCAGCGGGAUUGGCUGCCGGCGGCUCCGCACCACCUCCGAUGGCACAAGUAUACGGAGACCACCGGCCAGGCUUCAAUAACUACUACACGCCUCCGCCCCCGCAGGUGAUGACAGGUGGCGCACCGCCGCAAUCCCCGGAACGUGUGAAUUACCUCAUGCCGUCUUUCCAGGGGGGUGCCAGCAUGCCACCCAUGAUGGGGGGGUCCGCUAUGCCCAUGCAGGACAGCAGCGACGGCACUGGCAGCGGGUUCCGGCAGCCACCGAAGCGGCCGCGUCAGGACGGCGGCGGCGUCUACGAGCCGCAGUAUUGA